AUGGCACCCUCAAUCGAAGUCGCCUCACCCACCCUGGACGUCGCCGCCGUACCUCCCAAGGAAGACUUCCAGAAAACCGCUGCUCCAAGCUACAUUCGUGAGCCCCUCAAAUACUCUGGCUCGCUGGACGAAUACAAGAGCUUCGACGUGACGCCUGUCAUUGGGCGAGAGUUCUCUGAUCUUCAGCUCGCCGAUAUUUUGAACGAUGAUCGGAAGAUUCGUGAUUUGGCCAUCCUGGUAUCCCGCCGUGGCGUCGUCUUCUUCCGCAACCAGAUUCUUACCUCUGAUGAUCAAAAGAUUCUGGGUCAAAAGCUCGGUGAGCUGACCGGGAAGCCUGCUACUUCCAAGCUGCAUCGGCACGCUAUCAAUAAUAGCAACCGAAACCUCACCGUGAACGAGAACGGCAAACUGGACGACGAAGUCUCCGUCAUCUCCUCGGAGACAAACCGGAAGUACUACGGCGAAAAGUUCGUGAACAAUACUCGCCAUCUUGCAAGCUGGGGGUGGCAUUCUGAUAUAUCCUUCGAACGUGUUCCCUCGGAUUACGCCAUCUUGAAAAUCACCCAUGCCCCCGAAGAUCAGACCGGUGGAGACACGCUCUGGGCUUCUGGUUAUGAAGUCUAUGACCGGCUUUCGCCGCCGAUUCAACGGCUCGCGGAUACCUUGACGGUUGUUCAUCAUCAGCCAUCGUUCGGAAACAUUGCAAAGGAACAUGGUAUCGAUCUUAUCGAAGGGGACCGAGGUGCCCCCGAAAACACUGGAUUCGACUUUAGCGCUAGCCACCCGCUCGUCCGCACGAAUCCAGUCACCGGUUGGAAGAGUCUCUUUGGCGCUGCGCACCAAGUCGAGCACGGUUAUGUUGAGGAUGUCACUCACCGCGAGAGCGAAAUUCUCAAGCAAUAUUUCCUUCAACUGAUCGCCGAAAACCACGACCUCCAGGUCCGCUUCAAAUGGGGGAUCAAUGAUCUGGCUAUUUGGGACAACCGCUCCGUCUUCCAUACCGCAACGAAUGACUUUAGCGGAAAGCGCCAAGGAAACCGCGUCGUUUCUCUCGGGGAAAUUCCUUACUAUGAUCCUGCUUCCACAUCGCGGCGCGAGGCAUUGGCAACGGAGGUCUGA
Aspergillus pseudotamarii is the source of this 1119-nucleotide messenger RNA. Its product is annotated as TauD/TfdA dioxygenase family protein. The record is from RefSeq and is a predicted model, not a curated record. The transcript has 9 exons. Gene Ontology annotation, molecular function: 2-oxoglutarate-dependent dioxygenase activity. Lineage: Eukaryota; Fungi; Ascomycota; Eurotiomycetes; Eurotiales; Aspergillaceae. Bases 1 to 1119 code for a protein of 372 amino acids. Gene Ontology annotation, cellular component: cytoplasm.